This is a messenger RNA of Epithele typhae, 1638 nucleotides long. RefSeq names its product Pkinase-domain-containing protein. Gene Ontology annotation, biological process: protein phosphorylation; intracellular signal transduction; intracellular monoatomic cation homeostasis. Gene Ontology annotation, molecular function: ATP binding; protein serine/threonine kinase activity. Lineage: Eukaryota; Fungi; Basidiomycota; Agaricomycetes; Polyporales; Epitheliaceae. The coding region runs from base 1 to 1638 and encodes 545 amino acids. The record is from RefSeq and is a predicted model, not a curated record. The transcript is spliced from 5 exons.
AUGCCCAACGCGACCGAUACCGCUCAAACCGAGGGUGAGGGCCCAGAGGGUUCAGACAAACCGCCGCAUGCCCGUCCCAAUGGUGCAUCUCGUUCACGUCGCGCCUCCGGCCACUCCGUCCGCAAUGGUGCCCCAACCGGACCGACCACCAGUGUUCCACUCCCUCCCCCCGACACUCUUUCAUACGCCAAGCAACCCGGCCACACUCGCAAGAGCCUGGAAGCAAUCCAUAAACUCGAUAACCUGGAGACGCUCAUCGUCAACGGCACUCACCUCAAAGGCGAUUCGUCCUCCACGACGGGCUCGAUCACCCCGUCUUCGAGCGAGUCGCCCUCGCCGUCUGAGUACGAUGGCAGUUGGAGCGUUCCGUCCACUCAGCCCCCGAGCCGUGCUGCCAGCAUGUCCGCCGGAGUAUCUGGAGGCAAGCUCAACCCUCCCGUCGCCCCCAUGUCCAAACUUGCCUCCAAGAAGGACCCGCCACCUCCCACGGCCCCUCGGAUAUCACCGACUACCUCCACCGGCGAUGAAAGGGUGACACGCAAGGGGCCUCCUUCGGUGCAUUCCGAUGGUGGUCAGAAGUUCACGCUCCGGGAUCUGCUGGGCAGUGCCCCCAAGCUCGUGCGCAAGUCUUCCGCCCGUUCUACCGCUAGCAGCAAGAAGUCCGAUUCGGACCGUGGCGGCAAGUCGGAGGCUGGAGGCAGCACCGCCAGCUUACUCAAGAAGUACGGUGUCUGCGGGAAGGUGGCUAUUGGCAAGGGUGCUACCUCGGUCGUCCGUCUCGCGCACAAGUGGGACCGGACCGAGGAGAAGCUCUACGCCGUCAAGGAGUUCCGCAAGAGGAGAAAGAACGAGUCAGAGAAGGAGUACGUCAAGAAGCUCACGGCGGAGUUCUGUAUCUCGUCGACCCUGCAUCACAUGAACAUCGUCGAGACCGUUGACCUCGUCCAGGAUGAGAAUCAGCACUGGUGCGAGGUUAUGGAGUUCUGCCCCGGCGGCGACCUGUAUGCUGCCAUCAAACGUGGUGGCAUGUCUCCCAGCGAGGUCGAAUGUUGCUUCAGGCAGAUCUUGACUGGCGUCGGCUACCUACACAGUCAAGGUGUGGCCCAUCGUGACAUCAAACCGGAGAACCUGUUCUUCGAUAUGAACGGCCACCUCAAGAUUGGCGAUUAUGGUGCCUCCACCGUCUACCGCUUGCCUUGGGAGUCAACGAUCCACAUGUCGACAGGGCUCUGUGGCAGUGAGCCUUACAUUGCCCCAGAGCAGUUCCUAGGCAAACCCUAUGACGCUCGACUCGUGGAUAUCUGGGCGUGCGGGAUCGUCUAUUAUUGCCUGCACUUCCAGGAGCUCCCUUGGACCGUGGCCCAGCAGUCGGAUCAGCUCUUCGCGGCUUACGUCUCAGCCUGCAACACGCCCGCCCAGUCUGCUUGCCCUCCGACUAUCAACAACCUCUCUCCACGGGCGUGUCGUCCACUUAUCCGGAAGAUGCUGGAGCCCAAUCCGAAGUCACGUAUCCUCAUCGACGAUAUCCUCAAGGAUAAAUGGAUACAAAGCAUCGAGGUCUGUCAUCUGGUGCCCAAGCCGACUCAUGUCCACGUGAACGCGGCUGCCAUGGCCCACGCACAAGUCCACGGUCUCUGA